AUCAUUCGUAGCGUGAACGUCGAAGAGUGAGGAAGGUUUUUUGGUCGGGUGGUCGUAAGUGGGAUCGUUUGGGAAUAUCUUAAGAAGUGUAUCGUUUCUGUUUUUUUUUUCGUGGCAACGCAAUUGUGUGAAGAAAACUGUGGAAAAUACUGAAAAAAAUCCCACUCAGGAUUAUAAAUUUAAUAAAAGUGCUUUUUGAAGUUCUGGUAAAACCUUUCGUGUGUUCCCAAAGCGGAAGUUGAUCAGUGUUGGAUUUUAACGAGUUGACGUGCUCUCUUGGUGAAAGUGCCCAAUGAAGAGGAAUUUUAAUUGACUAGAGGGAAAAAUCUUUUUGGAAGACAUUUCUGUGGAGUUCUGUGUGCCACACCUUAACCAUUUGAAAAGAUCUCAGAAACUUUUAAGUGGCAUAAAUCAUGACUGUUAGUAAGAUCCAGAUGGCACAGCCAGCCAUUGUGAGCAGGAUUCAGACACAGUCCCAACGGCCAAGUACCCGCCGAUGCCUCUUUGAGCAGGCACCGCCAGGGGAGAAUCUUAGGAUAGCCAAAAUUGAGACUGAAAGAAUAAAUCAGGAAAAGUAUGAAGAAGUUAAGGAACGCUAUGGCUACGAUAUCCUCAGAGAUCAGCCUGUUGAGGCAUCUUCGGAGGAGGUAUCAGAACGCCUGCAGGAGACGGAAGCUGAGGGAAAUGUUGAGACCGGUGCAGGGGGUAUUCCCAAUCCGGGCUGUUCAACUGAAGUGAAGGAUACAGUGAAGAAGGUUGAGGUCAUGUGCAAUGGUGCUAGUGCAAGAAAUCCGGGAAAAGAAAUCUCAUCCGCCGAGAAGAGUCAUCGUGUGAAACCCUACGAUCGAACCAAGCAGACACACAUCACAGAUUAUAUGAGAGAGGUGAAAAAGCCUUCAAGAUCCAGCAAAGAGUCCAAGGAGAAACACUAGGAAGGACAUCCUGUGAGUUUUUCCUCAUGCAUCAUGGGCUUGGUGCAACGUGAAUCACUUUUCAUAAAUUCUUUUGUGACACAAAUUGAGCACAAAAAUUUUAUCCACAAAUAAGUAAAAAAAAAACAACACUCAUUUAACUAUUUGAGAGAAAAAAAUUGAGAAAAAAAAGAUGAUAGUGUAAUUUAUUGAUGGAAAAAAAUGAAGAAAAAAAACAUGAAAUGAUCUCAAAUAUUUAACUAGAAAAGAAAGAAAGUAAUUUAUAAAUCUUAUUUUUUGUAGUUGUAGGAAUUAUUUAAUUUUGCUUGAAGAAAAAAGUACAUAAUAUAUAAAAAAAGAGAGAUAAGCUAAGGACACUCACUGAAGCUGAGAAAUUCAGGAAGAAAUACCAGAAACAUUUCGGUUAAUCAGUUUUUUUUUAUCAAUGGAGGUUUAUAGAGAGAAAACUUCCGGAAAGAACAAUUGAUAUUGAUCAGGGACCAAGAAUUGGCGUUAUCAUCCUCUCUCAGAAACCUCCAUCCACAGUGCAUCACAUUUUGAGAUUUUAUUCAAUUAAAAAGUAAUCUAAAUUUAAAAUCCAUUGUCCCCAGUGAAAACAAAAAAAAAAUAUCUCGCGUGAAAAAAGAAACGACAACACACUUGAAAAACCCUUCUCAAUUGCAAUGUGAUAUCGAAAGGUGACAAAAGUGUUUAAGUUAGAAAUUCCACCUCAAAUGUUUUCGUGGCAUCACAUACAACUAAAAAAAAUUCCAGUUCAAUUGAUAAAUUGCGAGGAGCUCAGCCGAAGACAGGAAGAAUCAACAGAGAGAUUUUUCACAAACGUUAUGGGUUGUUGCAAAACCUUUCGUUCAUAAGAGAACUUUCGGAAAUUUGGAAGUCUUUCGAAACUCUAUUCGAAAAUCGAAUACAUUAAUAUUUGAUUUAAAUACAUGAAUAUUUUUCUAUGAAUUUUCAAUUCAAGAUCACAACAAAGCUAUUCGAAUUUCGAAAUAGUUUUCGAAUAUCAAAAUUUAUUAAUUGUCUUUCAAAAUUGUAAAGAAAUAUGGAGAUUUAGUGGACGAUUUAUAAGAAACUUGUUUGUAUACAAUCGGAAGGAGAAGAUUCUCAUUGUAGAAUGUUAAGAAAAUCGUUCAAAGUGGGCUGACAACUUAGAGAUAAACCAUUUUUGAUUAUUUGGAUUUAAAUGUCAUUCUUGAUAGGCCAAGAAAUGAAAAGUACAAAAUUCAAAAUUGUUUUAUCUUGGCCAGUAAUUAAUUCAGAAUUUAAUAAAAUUAAAUACUGAAAAAUUAUUAGUUUCUCUUACGUCGUUAUCACACUUGCACACUAAAAUUUUAAUGUGAUUCACAUUAAUUGUCUCUUGUGAGCGUCCAAAUAUGUUAUUUGUGUCUUUCAGUCACUUAAUAUUUGGGUUUUUUUUUUUCUAUUUAUUUAUAAAGAAGUGGACUUGGCCUGCAAAAAUAAGUUUAUAUUUACCUAAAGCAUAAAUAUUUUUCACAUUAAAAAAUUAAAGACAAAAUCGCAUUAAUUUUUCGCAUUAAUGCUAUAAACCAAUUUAUAUCAAAUUUUGCGGGCCAAGUCUACCUUUUUAUCAACAAAUAGAUCAAAUUUUGAAUAUAAAAUGAUUCAAACACACAAAUUACACAUUUGGACUCUCACCAGCGACAAUUAAUGUGAAUCAUAUUAAAAUUUUAAUGUGCAGGUGUGAUAACACAGUUAGAAGCAGAUUUUGUUAUUCACUCUGCGGCAUACCGAUUUAUUUGAUAUUUAUACAAAUUUUAUUUAUGAAGAUUUCGAAGAUAAAACGCCAGCUAUCACUCGUAAGAGCUCGGAACGGUUUGCUACCUUCAAAUGAUUGCUUCUGAAUUUUACUCCACACAAUCCUCUCGUUCAGUAAUAAACCUUCCCAACUUGAGUGGUUUCUCUGGUUGAUUGAGGUUUUUUUCUGUACCGAUUCGAAUGUAUAUCAGAGAGAACUUACCUAAAAACCCGUUGGAAAUUUGAACGUUUAAACCGACGAGUUACACAAAAAUGAGCAAGUUCCUAAAAAGGACAUUUCUUUGAGUGAAAGUGCAAUUAAGACGUUCUGCCAUCCUGAAAUUCCACAAAACUAUACAAGAAUUCACUUUUUGCCUCAAACACACAUUGUUGUUGACGUUGACGAUUGAAGUGUCAAGAAUAGCGAAAUUCGAAAUGGCAGAAUCAACAGCGCUAAAGCGGAGAGUACGUGAACUUGCACUUUAGGCUUCCGGUAGAUUUUCGAAUAAAAAGGUUAUUACUGAAGUGAGCCAAUGAGCCUAAACAGAAGUAGAUUUUGAUUCUCCAAUAGUGUCUCGGAUGAAAGGUAAAUGGAACUCCAUGUCGUUGAUGUUCGAAAAAGUCAAAUUCAAUUUCGAAUUUUCAUACUAAAUUUUCCAACAAGGUGGGGAACAUUUAUCAAAUGUCACACUAAAAAGCUGGCAAAAGAGUUACUCAGUGAUUACGGAGUGAUUAAAUACUGGGGCAAGAACAGUAAAUGACGCUGUUUUUUUUCCUCACAACAAUGUGAAGACCGUCGCAUUUUGACACUUGAGCACUUCGAAAUUCGAACAGGAUGUACCUCAGCCACCUUGCGGAAUUAUCAAGAAGAAAGAAAGUCUCUUUUUUGGAUCUUCAAAUUUUCGAAUUUUUCAAGAUCUACUUCUGUACGGAAAGAAUUUGAGUUUGAUUCUGUUAAGUUUGAUUCUGUUGUCGGCUAAAUAUCAAUUUACACAAAAAGUCUUUGAUAUUCGAAAAAUUCAAAUUGAAUUAUUUGAAUGAUUUUGUGGGGAAUCAUUAUGGAAGACGAGUAAACCUCGUUGCUUUGAUAUUCCUCACAACAAAGUCGAACUCUAAAUUCUAUGCUGACAUUAUUCGAAAUUCGAAUAGAUAAUCACAAGAGCCGCCUUGUGGGAUUAUCAAGAAGCUAGAGUAUGUUUUAGGCUUUUAAAGCCGUUUUUCGAAUUCUUCGAUCUCCGGCUGUCAAUCAGUAGAAUCUUUGAGAUUUUCGAAGAUGAAACGCCAUCUAUUUUCUAUCUAUUAGAAUUUCGAAUGAUUUACUAAUUUCGAAUGAUAUCUUCUGAAUGCAAGGACAUCUUCCAACCCAAAUUACGUUAAAUCCAAUCCCGGAUUUUUAUUUAAAUGUAGUGCUAUCAGCAGUUAAUUGCACAAGUUUCUACAUAGGCACCUGAAAAAUCUCUCUGAAGACAAAUAAAUAAAUCUAUUAAGCUCCAAAAGUGUGGGCAUUAAUUAAGAGAACAAGAAUUGUAUAAAUAUUGUAACAAAUGUGAGAAUUUCCCACCGUGGUCACCCAAGAACUUCAAAUUGAACUGCCCUUUCUUCAACGUGUUGUUUAACCCUCUUUUUUCAAUUAAUCCCAAGAGACACAGAAAAUACAAAAAAACCUUUCUCUUAGUAAUUUUCCUAAUUGAUUUUUGUUAAUUAGAAAAUCAUUGUGAUUUUCUUUAGUGACUCUUUGAACAGUACAAAAUUUCUCCUAAAAAAAAAAGAAAGAAAAUCUUUUGAUUGCAUUUUUUAUCCUCUAUUGAGAUAAUCAAAAUAUUUUUUUUUUAAUUCAUCGAAUUGUGAUACGACUUUCUUUAGCGCCGAACUGAAUAUUGCUGGAUUUUCUUUGAAAUUUUUAUCACCCCCGCAGAUUUCUCCCAAAUAGAAAUCAAGUGAUUCAGAAACACAAAAACCUCUUGUUUCGCCUCAAAUUUAUUGCUUUGAUACAAGAAUUUUAAAAUAGAUGGUCUUUUUCGAGUGCGUGGAAACUUCCAAUUUGCAGAAGUUCCAUUCAAAUGAGCUACACUGCUAGUAAUGGGUGCUUAUGCCCAUGAAACUAUUUGCUACACUAUUUACCCUUCACCCCAAAUGUUUAGGUCACAUCCCAGAGAUUGUAUAAUAGUUUAUUUAUUUUAAUAUCACCCCCGUGGUUAAAUCACGUGUUUGUGUGAAAUUUGCAUUAAUAUUUGGUAAGGAUUUGUGCAGAAAAAAAAGAUGCCACAUCUUCAAGAAAAAAUAAACAUGAAAGAAAUCAAUAGACAUUUUGUGAGGAAGAGAUUGAUCUUUGGCAUUAAUUAUUGUUUUUUUUUGUCUAAAAAAUUAUCUCACAAGUAUUUGUAAAUAGUUUUGUAUAGAAAAGUGAUCGAAUAAAUCACAAUAUAUAGUAUCUCUUCCUUCGUAAGAUUGCAUACAACUUUUUUUUGUAGAAUUUAAAGAAAGAAUCGAGUGAAUUGGACAGGAGGUCCAUUACUAAAAUAAUAUCUUGAAUGAAAAAUAAAGAAAUGUUGCUAUACAGAAAAAAUAAA
Messenger RNA from Phlebotomus papatasi, 5257 nucleotides. RefSeq lists its product as uncharacterized. The transcript has 2 exons. The record is from RefSeq and is a predicted model, not a curated record. NCBI's taxonomy places the organism in Eukaryota, Metazoa, Arthropoda, Insecta, Diptera, Psychodidae. Bases 414 to 932 code for a protein of 172 amino acids.